UGCAGCGGGAGGGGCGGGCUCGGCCUGCGGCGCAGCGCUACGCGGCGUUCCGUGGCGUUCCGCUCCCGGCCCCGCCGUCGCCAUGGUGGUGCCGGCGCGACGCGUGAAGACGGAGUACAUGAAGCGCUUCAAGGAGCCCAAGUGGGAGUCGUGCGGCGCCUGCUACCUGGAGCUGCUGCGCUACCGCCUCAGCCGCCGCCUCCUGGAGCAGGCGCACCGGCCCUGGCUGUGGGACGGCUGGGAGCAGGACAGCGUCGGCGGCAGCGGCAGCAGCACCGCCGGGUCCCCGUCGCCGCCGGGAGCGGGCAGCCCUCCGCCCGCGCAGGAGGAGGAAGCGGCGGAGGCGGGACGGGCCGGCCCCGAAAAAGAAAGACAAGAUCAAGAAAAGCAUCAGAAAGAAGAGCAAGAAAAGACUGUAGAACAUACUUCCACAAAGGAAGCAGACAAAACUUCCACAAAGGACGCAGAUAAAACCAGCCGUACAGGACGACGUCCAAGCCAAAGUGCCUUGUCCAGUCGUAAUGAUCGAAGAUCAACCAGAAGUCCUCAAAAGACAGACGGACCAAAGGAGAAUAAACAUCCAUUUGCUCUCUAUGGGUGGGGGGAAAGACAGACAGAUACUGGAAGCCAGAAAACUCACAAUGUCUGUGCUUCUGCUUCAGUGAAUGAAAUUCAUGAAUCUGCUCUACGAGCAAAGAACAGGAGACAAGUGGAGAAAAGGAAGCUUUCACAGAGGCGAGUACGAUCAGCAGAAGCAGAGAAAGCUUGGCGAAUAAAGCCUUCCCCACCAGAUAACCCCUGGAUGACAGAGUAUAUGAGAUGCUACUCGGCAAGAGCUCGGUGAAUUUGGAUUCAACUUAGGCAUCUUCACAAGAAGUUAUGUAUAUCAGGACACUGGUGCAAGGAACCAAACUACUUAUGCAAGGUUUUUAUAGGGAGUUUCCAGCCGUUUAAAAUAUUUGUUAAAGUAUUUUUAUCUCGGCUACCUACCUCACAGUGGGGUGUUCUAGUUGGAGCCAUAACAUUUGAAGAGGCUUUUAAAUAUAGCUACCCAAAUUUUUAAACA
This is a messenger RNA of Phasianus colchicus (ring-necked pheasant), 1066 nucleotides long. It is a transcript of the gene CCSAP, whose product is annotated as centriole, cilia and spindle associated protein. Gene Ontology annotation, cellular component: axoneme; cytoskeleton; ciliary transition zone. The record is from RefSeq and is a predicted model, not a curated record. Gene Ontology annotation, molecular function: microtubule binding. NCBI's taxonomy places the organism in Eukaryota, Metazoa, Chordata, Aves, Galliformes, Phasianidae. Gene Ontology annotation, biological process: regulation of mitotic spindle assembly.